Molecule: messenger RNA, 2649 nt
Organism: Amphibalanus amphitrite
Lineage: Eukaryota; Metazoa; Arthropoda; Thecostraca; Balanomorpha; Balanidae
Product: zinc finger protein 135-like
Exons: 4
Coding region: 23-1147 (374 amino acids)
Cellular component (GO): nucleus
Source: RefSeq, a predicted model, not a curated record
ACUGGAUCGCCUCUCGGGCGGUAUGGAGGAGCUGGGCACAUACCUGUCGCACGGCGGCCCGGCCGGAUGCCUGGGAUACGGCGAGACCAUCUCUCCGCACACCUCCCCGGACUCACGCUGCAUCCUCUGUGACUCGUACAUCACGAGCGCCGCCGAGCCGCCCACCGGUGUUGACAUCAACGGCUUCCGGCUGCCGAGCACCCAGGAGACUCUGGCAGAGAAGCUGGAGACGGUGGUGCACCCCGGCUGCGGCACCUCGCUGCACGCAGCCGCUCACCACUGGCAGAUGAAGUUUAUCUGCAUGUCGUGCUCCGCCGUGGUGAUGACACUGGACUCGUACGAGACCAAGAUUCUCGAAAUCCGAGAGGAGAUAAAGCGCAAGUUCCUCGACAUGAUGAAGAUCCGGGCUGAAAAGUACGGCCAGUUGCAGCCGCCGCCGCCCCCGACCCAGGCGGCCUCUCGUGUGGUACCGCGAGUGAAACGUGAGCCGGGCGACGACACGGCCGCCGCCGCCACGGAUGACCCCAGCGAGCGACUCGAGUGUGAGGUGGAGCUGCACGAGAGCUCUACCGGCAGCACGGACGGGUCACCCCGCGACGAGCUCACGUGUGGCGUCUGUCACAAGCAGUUCCGCAACAAGUACAACCUGAAGCGACACAGCACCGUGCACGCCGGCGUGAAACCGUUCAACUGCCAGUUCUGCACGCGUGCCUUCCGCCAGAAGGAUCACCUGAAGACACACACCCGGUCGGGCCCCUCGGCGGCGCCGCUGCAGUGCGCGCCGUGCGGCCUGACGUUCCCGUGCUUCACGCUGUUCUCGGAGCACCGACAGCAGUACCACAGCGAGGCGGGAGACAACGCCUGCAAGCACUGCGAGUUUGUGUUCACGACAGCCACCGAGCUGCGCCGCCACUGCCGCCAGCAGCACCCGCAUCCGGUCAAACAGGAGUUCCGGUGCUCCCUCUGCGGCCGGGAGUUCCCUAACGGCUUCAACCUGCGCCGCCACCACCUGACCCACUCGGGGGAGAGGCCGUUCGGGUGCGAUGUGUGCGGGAAGAGGUUCACGCAGCCGUCGAUUCUGAAGAAGCACUCGAAGGUUCAUGAGAAGAAGCUGCCCGGGAUGAAGGACCUCAUCACCACCAUGUGAGCGGGUCAUAACGGUGGGCGGCUCGGCAGGGUUUACAAACGGGCGGCCGCGGCGGUGGCGCCGCCUAGGAACAGGACAGGGAACUGAUGUGGAACGCAGGCAGCAAGCGGUGGAUGGAGCUUAGUGGGUCUUUUUCUCGAGCUGCGUCUCUCGGUGUAGGAGGUUGUGGGACAUUGUAGUGAAUCUUGCGACUCGGGACUCUGAGUCGGAACUGGCGGACCCCGCUUUGUCGUCUGGUCGUAGUAGAAUGCUGGACUGGAGUUUCGAAUCGGCGACGCGGGGUGUCGCCCCUGUUUUGAGGCUUCCAGCAGACGAAACUGGGACCUUGGGCGCAAACUAACGAAUCGCGCAAAAUUAUUUGGUUGGUAUAUGUGCGGCCAGUAGUUGGUGUCAAGAAUUGCUAGCAUAUUUCAUGGCCACGUACCCUCUUUUCUACCCAAGUACCUUGAUGUUUAUGGAACUUGUUUGGUGAUUUAACAUUGAAUGCAUAUUUUUAAAUUGUUAAGCACACCUCAGUAACGUACAAAUAUUUGAUGAUUUGCAUUGAUAGGACAAUAUUGGUAUGAUAUUUUUCGGCAACGAUAGUGAUGCUCGUUUUUGGGCAUUCUUUUUCAAAAUACCCUCUCAUGAAAUCAAUUAUUGGCUCUGACCUAACCUAAUUAUCCGGUGGUCAUAGAAGCAAUCCAACCAGUGUAGGAGGCGCCAGACUCUGCGUAUUGUAUAUUUACGUUUACAGUAUUUUUGUUUUUGUUAUUUGUUAUCAGAGAGGCGUGCCAGUAUGUGUGUAAAUCCUGUGUCCUCUCACUAUCGAACCAGUAGGUGAUAUGCUCAGUUUGUCUUUUUCUCUCGGUGGCAGCUCGGUCGUUUGGAGUGGAGAGAGUCACCAUUCGUACCUGUCUGGUAGCCUCUACUGGAUCUCCCUACGGGGUCUCACACUGCCCUCUGGGCAUCACUCGUUGCCAAACGGCGAAUCUCGCCCCCGCCUGCUGGGGUCGUGGGGCGUUCCGAUAGUGGUGCAGGGCUUGCCGUGUAUGUGGAUAGGGCAAAGUGCGGUGGUCUGCCUCCAGUAGGGAGAGGAUGGCGUCGAGAGCGGUGGCUGAGACCAAUCACGCGCCUUCUCAGCGCGCUGAAUGUACAAGCUCUUGUGUGCCCGGUAGCUGUCGUUUCUAAGGGUUCUGAAAGUCUGUCGUGCAAAGGUAAAAGGGCGUAAGUUGCGGAAGAACUUGGUAGAUAUUCGACAUGUGAGGGAUUUUGAGAUAAUUUUUGUGUGCAUUCUUCUAGCCUUUGCACGACAGACAUCUUUCGUUGUUUUAUGACCGGAAUUGUUGCCGGUGAAUACUCCUCAUGACCUGCUUUUGCGUUGGCUUUAUUUUUAACUUAUUAUUGUAUUUUACAGAUGUGUGCGUACGUAAAAAAGGCGUGCGAGUGAGUGGAGAGAAUGUGUAGUUCAUUUGUUAUUGAGAGCACAUAGAAAGAGACAAUAAAUAGAUUAUUACAGUGAA